Molecule: messenger RNA, 9375 nt
Organism: Mesocricetus auratus (golden hamster)
Lineage: Eukaryota; Metazoa; Chordata; Mammalia; Rodentia; Cricetidae
Gene: Chd5
Product: chromodomain helicase DNA binding protein 5
Biological process (GO): negative regulation of transcription by RNA polymerase II; chromatin remodeling
Cellular component (GO): chromatin; nucleus; NuRD complex
Molecular function (GO): ATP hydrolysis activity; histone binding; ATP binding
Source: RefSeq, a predicted model, not a curated record
CCGCCGCGCGGGUCCGUCCGGCAGCUCACGGGUUAAGGCUGGCACCGCGCCCGGCGGGAGGGGGGGCGCCCACCUCCCCUCCCUCCCUCCCCCGCCACGCGCGCUGGGCAUGCGGGGCCCGCUGGGCACCGAGGAGGAGCUGCCGCGGCUGUUCGCGGAGGAGAUGGAGAACGAGGAGGAGAUGUCAGAAGAAGACGAUGGCGGCCUUGAAGGCUUCGAGGAUUUCUUCCCUGCAGAGCCCGUGAGCCUUCCCAAGAAGAAGCCUAAGAAGCUGAAAGACAGCAAGCCCAAAGGGAAGCGGAAGAAGAAGGAGGGGAGCAAUGACGAGCUGUCGGAGAACGAGGAGGAUCUGGAAGAGAAGUCAGAGAGUGAAGGCAGCGAUUACUCCCCCACCAAGAAGAAGAAGAAGAAGCUGAGGGAGAAGAAGGAGAAGAAAGCCAAGCGGAAAAAGAGGGAUGAAGACGAGGAUGAUAACGACGACGGAUGUUUGAAGGAGCCCAAGUCCUCGGGGCAGCUCAUGGCGGAGUGGGGCCUUGAUGAUGUCGACUACCUGUUCUCAGAGGAAGACUACCACACGCUGACCAACUACAAGGCUUUCAGCCAGUUCCUCCGGCCGCUCAUUGCCAAGAAGAACCCGAAGAUCCCCAUGUCCAAAAUGAUGACUGUCUUGGGGGCCAAGUGGCGAGAAUUCAGCGCCAACAACCCAUUUAAGGGUAGCUCGGCGGCAGCGGCCGCGGCAGCUGUGGCCGCCGCCGUGGAGACUGUGACCAUCGCUCCUCCACUGGCCGUCAGUCCCCAGCAGGUGCCCCAACCUCUGCCCAUCCGCAAGGCCAAGACCAAAGAGGGCAAGGGGCCCGGCGUGAGGAAGAAGAACAAAGGCGCCAAAGACUCCAAGAAAAAGGGGCGGGGCAAGCGAGUGGCGGCGGGGCUCAAGUUCCGCUUUGGUGGGAUCAGCAAGAGGAAGAAGGGUUCCUCGAGCGAAGAGGAUGAGCGUGAGGAGUCAGAUUUGGACAAUGCCAGCAUCCACAGCUCUUCCGUGCGCUCAGAGUGCUCGGCAGCUCUGGGCAAGAAGAGCAAGAGGAGGCGCAAGAAGAGGAGGAUUGAUGACGGCGACGGCUAUGAGACAGACCACCAGGACUACUGUGAAGUGUGCCAGCAGGGCGGGGAGAUCAUUCUGUGUGACACGUGCCCGAGGGCCUACCACCUGGUCUGCCUGGACCCGGAGCUGGAGAAGGCUCCCGAGGGCAAGUGGAGCUGCCCACACUGUGAGAAGGAGGGGAUCCAGUGGGAGCCGAAGGACGAUGACGAGGAGGAGGAGGAAGGCGGCUGUGAGGAGGAGGAGGACGAUCACAUGGAGUUCUGCCGCGUGUGCAAGGACGGUGGCGAGCUCCUGUGCUGCGACGCCUGUCCCUCCUCCUACCAUCUGCACUGCCUCAACCCGCCGCUGCCCGAGAUCCCGAACGGUGAAUGGCUCUGCCCGCGCUGUACUUGUCCCCCGCUGAAGGGCAAAGUUCAGCGGAUCCUGCACUGGAGGUGGACCGAACCCCCAGCUCCCUUUAUGGUGGGGCUGCCAGGGCCGGAGGCGGAGCCAGGCAUGCCCCCACCCAAGCCUCUGGAGGGCAUCCCUGAGAGAGAGUUCUUUGUCAAGUGGGCUGGGCUCUCUUACUGGCACUGCUCCUGGGUGAAGGAGCUGCAGCUGGAGCUGUACCACACCGUGAUGUACCGCAACUAUCAAAGAAAGAAUGACAUGGACGAGCCGCCGCCCUUCGAUUACGGCUCCGGUGACGAGGACGGCAAGAGCGAGAAGCGGAAAAAUAAGGACCCUCUCUACGCCAAGAUGGAGGAGCGCUUCUACCGCUACGGCAUCAAGCCCGAGUGGAUGAUGGUCCACCGCAUCCUGAACCACAGCUUUGACAAGAAGGGGGACGUGCAUUACCUGAUCAAGUGGAAGGAUUUGCCCUAUGACCAGUGCACCUGGGAGAUUGACGACAUCGACAUCCCCUACUACGACAACCUGAAGCAGACCUACUGGGGCCACAGGGAGUUGAUGCUGGGAGAGGACGCCAGGAUUCCCAAGAGGCUGGUCAGGAAGGGCAAGAAGCUGAAGGACGACAAACAAGAAAAGCCACCGGACACGCCCACCGUGGAUCCCACAGUCAAGUUCGACAAGCAGCCGUGGUACAUCGACUCCACGGGAGGCACGCUGCACCCUUACCAACUGGAGGGCCUCAACUGGUUACGUUUCUCCUGGGCCCAGGGCACUGACACUAUCCUGGCUGACGAGAUGGGUUUGGGCAAGACGGUGCAGACCAUUGUGUUUCUCUAUUCCCUGUACAAGGAGGGCCACUCCAAGGGGCCUUACCUGGUUAGCGCGCCCCUGUCCACCAUCAUCAACUGGGAACGUGAGUUUGAGAUGUGGGCGCCUGACUUUUACGUGGUCACCUACACGGGGGACAAGGAGAGCCGCUCUGUGAUCCGUGAGAACGAGUUUUCCUUCGAGGACAACGCCAUUCGCGGCGGGAAGAAAGUAUUCCGCAUGAAGAAGGAAGUGCAGAUCAAAUUCCACGUGCUGCUCACCUCCUACGAGCUCAUCACCAUCGACCAAGCCAUCCUGGGCUCCAUAGAGUGGGCCUGCCUUGUGGUAGACGAGGCCCACCGCCUCAAGAACAGCCAGUCCAAGUUCUUUAGGGUCUUGAAUAGUUACAAGAUCGACUACAAGCUGCUGCUGACAGGGACCCCCCUGCAGAACAACCUGGAAGAGCUGUUCCAUCUCCUCAACUUCCUGACUCCAGAGAGGUUCAACAACCUGGAAGGCUUCCUGGAGGAGUUUGCUGACAUCUCCAAAGAAGACCAGAUCAAAAAACUGCACGACCUGCUGGGGCCGCACAUGCUCCGGCGGCUCAAGGCUGACGUGUUCAAGAACAUGCCGGCCAAGACCGAGCUGAUCGUGCGUGUGGAGCUGAGCCAGAUGCAGAAGAAGUACUACAAGUUCAUCCUCACACGGAACUUCGAGGCACUCAACUCCAAGGGUGGCGGCAACCAGGUGUCUCUGCUCAACAUCAUGAUGGACCUGAAGAAAUGCUGCAACCACCCGUACCUCUUCCCCGUGGCCGCCGUGGAGGCCCCCGUGUUGCCCAAUGGCUCCUACGACGGCAGCUCCCUGGUGAAGUCUUCGGGGAAGCUCAUGCUGCUGCAGAAGAUGCUCAAGAAGCUUCGGGAUGAAGGACAUCGCGUGCUCAUCUUCUCCCAGAUGACCAAGAUGUUGGACCUCUUGGAGGACUUCCUGGAAUACGAGGGCUACAAGUAUGAGCGGAUCGACGGCGGCAUCACUGGGGGACUCCGGCAAGAGGCCAUUGACAGAUUCAACGCUCCCGGGGCCCAGCAGUUCUGCUUCCUGCUCUCGACACGUGCCGGUGGCCUGGGCAUCAACCUGGCCACAGCAGACACAGUCAUCAUCUACGACUCGGACUGGAACCCACACAACGACAUCCAGGCCUUCAGCCGUGCUCACCGCAUCGGGCAGAACAAGAAGGUGAUGAUAUACCGCUUCGUGACGCGGGCCUCCGUGGAGGAGCGAAUCACUCAGGUGGCCAAGCGCAAGAUGAUGCUCACACACCUGGUGGUGCGGCCCGGCCUGGGCUCCAAGUCAGGCUCGAUGACCAAGCAGGAGCUUGACGACAUCCUCAAGUUUGGCACGGAGGAGCUCUUCAAGGACGAUGUGGAAGGCAUGAUGUCCCAGGGCCAGCGGCCUGCCACACCCAUCCCCGAUGUGCAGUCCUCCAAGGGCGGACCUCUGGCUGCCAGUGCGAAGAAAAAGCAUGGCGGUACCCCACCAGGUGACAACAAGGACGUGGAAGACAGCAGCGUGAUCCACUAUGAUGACGCGGCCAUAUCCAAGCUGCUGGAUCGGAACCAGGACGCCACGGAUGACACGGAGCUGCAGAACAUGAACGAGUACCUGAGCUCCUUCAAGGUGGCGCAGUACGUGGUCCGCGAGGAAGACGGCGUGGAGGAGGUGGAGCGGGAGGUAAUUAAGCAGGAGGAGAACGUGGAUCCUGACUACUGGGAGAAGCUCCUGCGCCACCACUACGAGCAGCAGCAGGAGGACCUGGCCCGCAACCUGGGCAAGGGGAAGCGCAUCCGAAAGCAAGUCAACUACAACGACGCCUCACAGGAGGACCAGGAGUGGCAGGAUGAGCUCUCAGACAACCAGUCCGAGUAUUCCAUCGGCUCCGAGGAUGAGGAUGAGGACUUUGAGGAGAGACCCGAAGGGCAGAGUGGACGGCGACAGUCUAGGAGGCAGCUGAAGAGUGACAGGGACAAGCCCCUGCCGCCUCUUCUGGCUCGAGUUGGGGGCAACAUUGAGGUGCUGGGCUUCAAUGCCAGGCAGAGGAAGGCUUUCUUGAAUGCCAUCAUGCGCUGGGGCAUGCCCCCCCAGGAUGCCUUCAACUCCCACUGGCUGGUGCGGGACCUUCGAGGGAAGAGUGAGAAGGAAUUUCGAGCCUAUGUGUCCCUCUUCAUGCGGCACCUGUGUGAGCCGGGGGCGGACGGCGCAGAGACCUUCGCAGACGGUGUACCCCGGGAGGGCCUGUCCAGGCAGCAUGUGCUCACGCGUAUCGGGGUCAUGUCGCUGGUUAGGAAGAAGGUCCAGGAGUUUGAGCACGUCAACGGGAAGUAUAGCACCCCAGACCUGGUCCCCGAGGGGCCCGAGGGCAAGAAGCCCUGUGAGGUGAUCUCCUCGGAUCCCAACACGCCCGUGCCUGCCAGCCCGGCGCAGCUCCCAGCAGCCCCACCGGGCCUACCAGACAAAAUGGAAACCCAGCUGGGCUAUAUGGACGAAAAGGAGUCAGGCGCGCAGAAGCCAAAGAAGCCCCAGGAAAUCCAGGCCCUGCCAACCGCCCCGGACAGAGCAGAGGGUGAAGACAUGCGUCAGAACUCAGACAGCGUGGACAGAGCUGGGGAGGAGAGGACGGAGGAGGCGGAGAAGGCCCUGGGCUCUCCAGAGCAGCCCCCGAAAGAGGAAGUGCUGCUGUCAGACAAGGAGCCGAUCCCUGACAAGCAGGAGCGGAGCCCGAGUCGCAGCAGCGAUUUCAGGCCAGAUGACUCCAAGGCUGAGGGGAAGGAGCCCGUGGAGACGCAGCAAAACGGCGACAGAGAGGAGGACGAGGAGGGGAAGAAGGAAGACAAGAGUGGGAAAUUCAAAUUCAUGUUCAACAUUGCCGACGGGGGCUUCACAGAACUUCACACGCUGUGGCAGAAUGAAGAACGGGCCGCUGUGUCCUCGGGAAAAAUCUACGAAAUCUGGCACCGCCGCCAUGACUACUGGCUGCUGGCAGGCAUCGUGACGCAUGGCUAUGCCCGCUGGCAGGACAUUCAGAACGACCCACGCUACACGAUCCUCAACGAGCCCUUUAAGUCUGAGAUCCACAAGGGCAACUACUUGGAAAUGAAGAACAAGUUUUUGGCCCGCAGGUUCAAGCUGCUGGAGCAGGCACUGGUGAUCGAGGAACAGCUCCGGAGGGCUGCGUACCUCAACAUGACCCAGGAUCCCAACCACCCAGCCAUGGCUCUCAACGCUCGCCUGGCAGAGGUGGAGUGCCUUGCUGAGAGUCACCAGCACCUGUCCAAGGAGUCCCUUGCCGGGAAUAAGCCUGCCAAUGCUGUCCUGCACAAGGUCCUGAACCAGCUGGAGGAGCUGCUGAGUGACAUGAAGGCGGACGUGACCCGCCUGCCCUCCAUGCUGUCACGCAUCCCCCCGGUGGCCGCCCGUCUGCAGAUGUCGGAGCGCAGCAUCCUGAGUCGCCUAACCAACCGUGCUGGCGACCCCACCAUCCAGCAGGGCUCUUUCGGCUCCUCUCAGAUGCUCAACAACAGCUUUGGGCCCAACUUCCGGGGCCCUGGACCGGGAGGGAUUGUCAACUACAACCAGAUGCCCCUGGGGCCCUAUGUGACUGACAUCUAGUCGUCCUCGUGACAUCCCCCUGUUGCAGCGCCCCUUUCCAGCUGAGCCGGGCCACCUGCCCAACCCCCACGGGAGAGAAAAGCUACAGCCCUUUUAGGAGCUGGCGCCGUGUUGGGAUACAAAAGGGAAACCAAGCAAUUCUGUCAUGCAGAGGACGAGGCCCAGCCUGGCUGCACAAAAGCCCAGGAAUGCCACCUCAUCAUAGCUGAAGCGUUCUUCCGCACGGCCGUGCCGGCAAGGCCCCGGCACCUUAUCCAGAGUGACUUACUUAGAGGAAAUCCCAUUCACCUGUACUUUUUUUUGCACUUUCCUACCGAAGAUGCGAACUUGUUUGUCUUGAUAAAAAGUUGGAUGACUCGUGUGGAAGACUCAGACUCGCAACACUCCUGUCGGUCACCCGGCUCCAGACCUCAAGGGGGACGUUCUCCGGAGGCCCCUGGCGCUGCUCUGUGGACUCGUUCCGGCUGGGGAGAACACUGCAUCCUGUGUUCUGGAAGCCCUUAGCGCGUCCCCUGCCCGUCUGCACCUGUGUGACUAACCUUCUGCUCUGGCUCCCCUGCCUGCUUGGGACCCUAGCGUUGGGAGGGGGAUCAGGUCUGGAGAGUGGCUGCCUAACCUGGUGAAGGCCGGGCUGAGGCUAUCUCCUUCUUAUUAGGGUUGGGGACCACCGGAUACAUUUCGUCUCCUGACAGGGGCACAUUAUCUCAAAGGCUCUGGGACCUGUUGUUUCCAGUGGACGUGUGGAGGCCCCAGCAAUAUGUGGCAGGCGGAAGAGGGUGCCUCAGAAGGUGGGGGAAGAUAGGGGCCCAAAGGUCCUACAGGGCCUUCUGGACAUUGACUCUUGGCAGGAGUGUGGUGUAGGCAGGGGGGCCGGCGCCCCAGGAAAGAGGGUCACGUUCGUUGAGGUGACCCUGGGAGACUUGUCCCACUCACCUUGCCACAGACUUCCCUGUGCACAACAUCCUGGGUCACAGAUGCCAAGGAGCCAGGCCCUCCUGGGGAUGGACUUAUCUCUGUUGUCUUGGUCCUAGAGAGGCCUUGACUAGGGCAACUGUGUCACGAAGUAGGGGCCACAGUGGCCCUUGCUGGUUCUCAGAGGGUGUGGAGAGAGCUGUGCUUGGAGGUGGACCUGGGCCCGAUGGCUUCUUUAGAUCCUUCCCAGCUGGAGCCUCCGAGGCUUCUGGGCUUCUUUCCUGCAGGGGUGCCUUGGAGUGGCAAGGACCCUCUUCCCGCAUUGGUGUUGACGUGUCAACUCAUCUGGCUUCACCUCAGCCUGUAGCACCACUGUGCUGGGGUACGGGUGGGGGGGACCUGCUCUUGGCCCACCUAUGUCUGACCUUCUCGCUGGCCCUGGCUCAACCUGGAGACGCCCAAGCUCUUGCCUUGGCACGUCCUAGGCAGGUGCCCUGGGGUUCGGUCUACCCUGAGGAUGAGGAAGGGGCUUCUGGGUAGGAGCCCAUUGGGUCUGAGGUCAGGGAGCGUGGAGGGGUUCCGACCGUCCUCCAGGGAAAAGAGGUGAGGGCUGUGCAGUGUCUCUGGGCCCGCCAAGAACGGGGCGGGGGGGGCAGGCGCCCAUGGCAUAUCUUAAGGACACUUGGGCAACAGUUGCCCAGCUUUUACUCGGCCCAGAUAUGCACAUCUGUAACAUAGUUCCUCCUCUGAACCCCCGGAGGGCUGGACCCCCCCAUGGCAUCUUCUAUUGUGGCAACCCCCAUGCUUCAGUCUGUAUCCAAAUCUCAAGGCCAGCGGACUGGCCGGACACUGUGGGUAGGCAGAGGGGGGGCUCUGGUCAUAGGGAGGAUCUCUGCAGGCUAAAGAGCGUGCCCGUAGGUCUCCAGGACGUGCAUCCUGGUGGCUGGCCCCAGUCUCUUAAGAAGGGCUGUCCCCUGCACGGGAGUGGCUGCCAUCAGCUUGUUUCCCCAACCCAGACCCCUGUGCUAAUCCCACUGGGCUGAGACAGUCAGCCCCGCUGGCCUCAUUUGGAACAGUGCUCACCUCCUUUGCCCCAGGUGGCAGACCCUGACAGUCUGGAGUGGGACAGAGACAGCCCUGUGACUCUGUUUCAAGGGUUCACCCUUUCCCUGACGAUGUCCCCCAGGAGUCCUUUGCUCUGUCCCUCAUCUCCACGUCUCCCUGGGCCACCUCGGCCUUCUCACCACAGCCACUUUGGCCCGAGACGGUCUGUGCUCCCCGUGCCCAGCGCUUGGGAGGCUUUGGAGGGUGGACUGCCCAGGCAGCUGGGGAGAGGAAAAAGGUCCUUCAGGGUGUUCUCAUCUUGGUCCCUCAGCUGUCUCCUGCCAGAGAGUGGUGGUGGGGAGGUGGCAUCGUGAGGCUGGCUCUCGUUUUGCUAAUGGAACCGGGGUCCCCAUGCCCAAGCUGUCAGAGCCACGCUGACCCGUUAGCAUUCACUCAGCUCUACGGGAUUUCUGUGGAAGGUGGGGGGUGGCUCUCAGGAGACACAGGGAAUUUGGGUCAGAGCCCCAACAUCUGAGGGCACCCCCCCUCACGCACUCCUGUGCAUGGCUGUGAAGUGCCUCCUCUACUUCCUGUACCCCAGGGCCACCCGUGAGCCAGGGCUCCCUUCUCCCCACCCUCUGGGUGCUCCCAAACCCAUAUAGGUUCGUAGGCUCAGUGACAACCUGCAACCAGUCACCUACGAAUUGAGGUCCUGCAGGGGACACGCCGAGGGUGGGCUAGGGGGCCAGCAGUCCUUGUAGUCUCAUAGUGGGCAGGUGUUGGUGCUUGGAGCUUCUGGUGUGUGCCAAGGAAGGGGGUUGGGGGCCUAGGCUGACCCUCCCUCCGCCUUCCCUGUCCUGGACUGCCCACAAGGCGCUCCUGCGCAGAGCAGAGCAUGGGGGAGGAAGCCGACCUGCCCAAUUUAUAUACCCGGAAGUUUACAGGUUGUGGUGCGUCAGCCCAAAGUCGUCGGUGUCCACGUGUUUAUGGAUAUUUUCCCUCUUAAUUUCCAGAUUUUUUUUUUAAAAAAACAAAGUAUUUUUUUAGGUGCGAUAACCCGGAAAGGGCCUGUUGGGUGUGUGUAUAUAUGUCCUGAACUCUCCACAUAGCCACACAGGGGCCAGAGCCCAGUUCAGAGGCAGUUCCGCUGGCCUGGAGAGGAGGGAGGGCCCCCUGCUGCCUGCCAGGGUCAAGCUGGACUCUCCAGGGAGUUCUCUUCCUGCCCAGGCCUGGCUGGCACCUGUCGCGCCGAUGCCCCACCCAGCACCCCCUGGUGAAGCAGAAGCAGGCACUUGGGGGUAGCUGGAGCAUCUCAGCCGGGGUCCCAGGGGCAUAUACCCCAGCUCCUCUGAGGGCCGUCCUGGGGGAGGCUGGACAGGCUAGCCAACUGUUAUCUUCACUCGUAUUCUGUGUGUAUGUUUUGGUUUCUGUGUUUUAAUAAACCCUUUGGGAAGGGA